Molecule: messenger RNA, 1212 nt
Organism: Rhododendron vialii
Lineage: Eukaryota; Viridiplantae; Streptophyta; Magnoliopsida; Ericales; Ericaceae
Exons: 2
Coding region: 1-1212 (403 amino acids)
Source: RefSeq, a predicted model, not a curated record
AUGGCAGAUGAUGUUGAUGGAGCACUUGUGGUACCUAAACCUCUCCCUCUCAACUCACACUUUGCCCCCACAGCGUACACUACGCCAUCAUGUGUACGACUACCCGCCAUCACGGCUAACAACUAUGAGAUUAAGCCUGGAAAAACACUCAGACUUCGGCAGGAGAUUACCACUUUCCAACAAGCUGAGAAUGAACAGUUCUAUGAGGCUUGGGAGAGAUAUGGGGAUCUCAUUCGUAAGUGUCCGCACCAUGACAUACCUAAGUGGCAAUUAGUACAGAGUUUUUAUUCCGGGCUGCAUCCGCAGCAUCGUGUGAUGGUUGAUGCCUCAUGUGGAGGCUCUGUGAUGGUUAAGAAUGAAGAGGAUGCCUGGCAGUUAUUUGAAACUAUGAGCGAAGGGUCCCUGCAAAAUGUUUCUUUUGAGAAGAGAACUAAGUCAGUCAUUGCUGGUUCUGAUAUGCCACGAGGUAUGUAUGAGAUUAAACCAUCUCAUGAUCUCCAAUCUAAAGUAGAUGCACUGACUGAGAAAGUUGAACAGCUUCUCACCAAGGAAUUGGCCACCUCACAACCUCCACCUUAUCAGGAGGCAUGUUCUUUAUGUGCUAGUCCGGCCCAUUAUAUUGUUGACUGUCCUGCAGCACCACAAUUCCCUUUGUUUGUGCAAGAACAAGUUAAUGCUGCACAAGGGUAUGCCAAUGCGCAGGGUUUCUCCAAACCGGGUAAUGAUCCUUUUUCCACUACUUAUAACCAGGGAUGGAGCAAACAUCCCAAUUUCUCAUGGAAGACGGAACACCAGGGUAAUAGUUUCGCCCAGCAGCCUAGGCCAUUCAACACGCAGUUUAACCCUGCGGCCUAUCUCUCCCAGAAUCAGCAGCAAGCACAUCCCCAAUCCUCGCGGGAUCCAUCCUUUGAGGAAAAGGUGCUACAAGCGUUUGGUAGACUACAUGACACCCAACAGCAGGUGCGCACCAACACACAGUCCAUCGCAAGGUUAGAGACCCAAGUGGGUCAAAUAGCCAAUGCACUCAAUCGUAGGGAAGAAGGUAGGUUGCCCAGUCAGCCUGUCCAACCCCGUGGAGGACAGUUUGUGAUUCAUGACCCGCCUCCUGCUGAUGCUAAGGUAAUCAUGACUUUGCGCAAUAAGAGAGAGGUCGAAACCCGACCAGAGAAAACGAAAUCGAAGGAGCAUUUGGCUCCCUCCAACACCAGAUAA